AUUGCGAGAGUUGCAAAAUUGCGAAGUUUUUCUUUAUUUCGUACAUUAAAAACCUGUUUUCUGGUAUAUAAGCGUUGUAAUCAUGCCGCCAACUAUACAGUCAUCACGAAGAGAUGACACAGAAAGAUCAAAGCGAGGAGAACGUCGAUCGGAUCUGGUGUGCAAGGUGAAAUACAACAAUACUCUACCAGACAUUCCAUUUGACCCUAAGUUCAUCACCUAUCCCUUUGAGUCAAACAGAUAUGUACAGUACAACCAGACGUCACUUGAACGCUCCUAUAAACAUGAGUUACUCACAGAACACGAUCUGGGAGUCCAUAUUGAUCUCAUUAAUCCAGCGACUUACAAAGUUGAUUACCAUGCCCACCUUGACCAUGAAGAUGAAAGGCUAUUGGAUGAAGAGUCACAAGGACAGGCCGAUUCAAAAAGAUCACGUCACCACAGCAAGAGCGUCUCAUGGCUAAGAAAGACAGAGUACAUUUCCACUGAAUUUAAUCGCUUCACACCACUUGCCGACAAACCAGAGGCCAGGAUUGGUUAUAAUAUCAAGAAACAUUUCAAGGAUGAAGACCUUUACAAGGACAGAGAAAGUCAGCUCGCAGCUAUUGAGAAGACAUUUGAAUAUGCCCAGACACCAAUUACCAAACAUUAUAGCAAGCCUGGGGUUCAUCCAGUUGACAUACUGCCUGUUUUCCCAGAUUUUGAGUUGUGGAAACAUCCAUGUGCUCAAGUUAUAUUCGACUCGGACCCUGCACCCAAGGGAAUGUCUGUUCCAGCUCAGAUUGAUGAAAUGUCACAGGCCAUGAUCAGAGGUGUGGUGGAUGAAAGCGGUGAGCAGUUUGUUGCGUAUUUCCUUCCAACGGAAGACACGACCAAGAAGAGGAAGCGAGACACUGAAGAGGGCAAGGAAUACAUGUCAGAUGAGGAAUAUGAUUACACAUUAGCCCGAGAAUACAACUGGAACGUCAAGAACAAGUCAUCUCGAGGAUACGAGGAGACGUAUUUCUUCGUAAUCAAGGAGAAUGGUGUCUAUUAUAACGAGUUGGAGACAAGAGUUCGUCUUAGUAAGAGAAGAAAGGUUGCCGGUGCUGGCCCAACACCAUCUACAAGACUUAUUGUGAAACACAGGUCAUUGGAUAAGAGAGAAGAGCACGCACAGGAAAUCCGUUCAUCUAUGCUUGGUCCACCUGGAGAGGAAGAGGAGGAGGAGGAAGAGAUGGAGCUUCCAGCAGGCGAUGGGAAUGUUGAAGAUGACGACCUUGGAAGCUUCAAAAGUGGAAGUAGUCGGUCACGAUCUGGAUCAAGAUCACGGUCAGGGUCGCGUUCAAGCUCUGGAUCAAGGUCACGUUCCAGGUCAAGGUCAGGUUCAAGAUCACGUUCAAGGUCAAGGUCUGGAUCUCGUUCAGGGUCUGGAUCCCGCUCAAGGUCAAGGUCAAGAUCUGGAUCCCGUUCUGGGUCUGGAUCACGGUCAAGGUCAAGGUCAAGAUCUGGAUCUCGUUCACGAUCCAGAUCAAGGUCAGGAUCACGUUCACGGUCAGGCUCCAGAUCAAGGUCAAGGUCACGUUCCCGGUCAAAAUCUAAAUCCAGGUCCAGAUCUCGUUCACGGUCCCGAUCAGUGUCACCGUCAAGUGUUCGAUCUGGUAGUCCAGCUGGCAGUGGGAGUGGUCAUGGCAGUGGGAGUGACAGUGGCAGUGAGAGUGAGGCUGAGAAGGUCCAUAAAGACGAGGAGGACAUCUUUGGUGGCGGAAGCUCUGGUGCGGAGAGUGAUUGAGCUCUUGUCAACACUGAACUGCAUUUUGCAAUAGACUUGGCUCUUUGCCUCAUUGAGUUGUGUUCUGUAAGGAAACACUGCCCUAUCAAAAACAUGCAUUUGUACAAACUGCAGAAAAAAAGUGAAGAGUCUGAAGUAAGCCCCGCCGAGCUAGAUCAAAUUAGGAUAUAUAUGGUGUUAUUGAACUCAAGAAGUGCUCAUUUCAGGCUUGUUAGAGAACAUGUACAUGUUGAUAGACUGUCCAUUUACUGGAAAGUUAGAUUGACAGAUGAUAGAUGUAUAAUUUGACAAAAUACUCUGUAGAAGCUGCCUGGGAUAAUGAGUAUAUGUGAAUAUUCAGUCAUCUUUAUCAAGAACUUCCUGAUGACUGACAAAAUAAUUCCUAUUAUGAAAUUGAAAGCUGGAUUGAAUGAAAGCAUGAUUUAGAUCUGACUAUCAGACUGAUCAUAUCAUUACCCUUGUCAAGCUGAGUACAGCUAGUGGUGCAUUCUUCCAUCUUUCAGACCGGUAUUACAUCGAUUGUUUAGAGUUGUCAGCAUGGUAAUGUGCAACAUGUGAAAUAAACUACCGAUUUGCAUAACUGGAA
Molecule: messenger RNA, 2357 nt
Organism: Lineus longissimus
Lineage: Eukaryota; Metazoa; Nemertea; Pilidiophora; Heteronemertea; Lineidae
Product: RNA polymerase II-associated factor 1 homolog
Exons: 11
Coding region: 83-1771 (562 amino acids)
Biological process (GO): transcription elongation by RNA polymerase II
Cellular component (GO): Cdc73/Paf1 complex
Molecular function (GO): RNA polymerase II complex binding; chromatin binding
Source: RefSeq, a predicted model, not a curated record